Molecule: messenger RNA, 741 nt
Organism: Mesorhabditis spiculigera
Lineage: Eukaryota; Metazoa; Nematoda; Chromadorea; Rhabditida; Rhabditidae
Source: the annotation of a GenBank genome assembly
AUGGUCUACGGCCCUCGUGAAGAUCACCUUCGUUGCCAGCAAUGCGUGAAUCGCUACGGAAAGGCGGCGCCGUGGAAUUGUGUUGUGUGCGAAGAGACGUGGGCGAAUUGGUGUCACGCGAAGAUUUCACCGGGACAACUGCCAGAAAUCGGAUUCCCGCAUAUUGACGACUUUAGUGUCUCUGCCGUCGCCAAUCUAAUCGAUGUGGCCUUUUGCCCGAUGCGGACAUCAUUGAAGGGACAGAUGCUGCGGGUUUCUGGAAAAAAUCGCGCGGAUGACUUCGAUUUGACUCUAUUCUUGCGCGAAUUCGAGCGUCGCCUCGAACGUGUUCAUGAUGGUCGCAUGGAAUUCGAGUUUCCACUGUCGUACGGCAACCUUCUCAAAUUGCUGCCGGCGUCGACCGCUUUGAUUGGUGAUUUCGUAGCGUUGUCGUUUGAUUACAGGACCACGGAGCACGACUUUGCGCAACGAGUCGACCGUGUCCACGGGGGUCGUAUGGAGCUGUUGGAUGAGCAGGCGGCCGACGCGAAAGCGCUGAAACAAUGGCUGAGCCAGAGACUAGGGGUCAAGAAGGAGACGAUGGAUCGCCGGCUGUACCGGAUCAGUGUCUACGGAAAAGAAUUUCUGGCCGCUUUCCUGUCAGCGAAGCGGAACUUCUUUGCGAAAUACGGAAAACACGUCACCGACGAGAAGCAACUGAAAAAGAAGCAAGCCAAUUUCUUGGUGGCCAUCUUCGACGUG